AUGUUGGAUGAUCUCCAUCUUGAAAUCAUCCAAUCCAAUCCCAUUGGGUCGCGUCUGGAUUAUGUUCACUCCUCCUUCAAGUCCAUCUGCUUUAGCAAAGGCAUCUCGCGCCCGUGCCCGCAGGACGCGCUCCGUCAGUUUGCAAGUGAAGAUGCCCAGGGUCUCUCUUUGGAUCUGAUUUCGGCACUUCAGAGCUGCAAAGCCUCUCGCCUCCUCCCAGCCAGUGGACCCGGCAAGAACCUCCACCACGAUCUUUCAAGAUUCAGUACCGCCAUUAACUCCGACGACUUCCACCUCGACCAAAUCAAGCCACUCUUAGAAGCUGUCUUGGUCAACACCGCACCUGACGACAUCCUCAUCUGGCAGCUGGUCUACUGUGCCGUGCUCGAGUCGACGCCCCCGCCUCGACCGACUGCUUCCUCCUUCUCACAGACUCCUUGGAGGUGCAACACCAGCGCAUUUGCCAACUCCUCCGAUUAUCGCCAAGAUGUGGAUCGCGUGCUCAAGGCAGAAUUUGGCGUUCUCUAUGUUGGCCUUGCGGGCUUCACUGAACGAUUCUUUGGGAACAUUGCUGGUCUCGAGGUUGCCGCGGGCGCUGUACUUGCCCAAUGUAGGGAGGGGGAGGAACAGCUUCUGGUGGAGGGCCGAUGGGUAGGGUGGCCGAACGACGCAAAUCAAGCGGAUGUUUUAACCUGGCUGGCGGAUAUCAUCACCAAGCUCGCAGCUUUGGCUGAAAGCGACCCAGCAACCCCGUCCGUUCGACGGCGACUCCUUGCCCAGCCCAACACCCCAAUCAAAGGCUCUACGGCUGAACGCAAGAUUGACGUUGGCCUAGUGAGCGUCACCGACCGUGAAGUCCCCCGGGCUCCCCGGUGCCAUUGGCGGGAGAUUCUAAUACCCGGCGAGCUCAAAAGCAAUCCGGCGGCCGACAUUCACUCGAAGGCCUGGCUGGACUUGGGGAGAUAUGCGCGAGAGGUCCUGGCAGCUCAAGAUACCCGGCGCUUUGUUAUAGGCUUCACUCUCUGCGGGCCCUAUAUGAGGAUCUGGGAGUAUGACCGCUUGGGGGGCAUCGCAUCCGACAAGUUCGACAUACAUAAAGACGCAUUUCGGUUUGUCUCGACAAUUCUGGGCUUUCUCUGGAUGAGCGAUGAGGACUUGGGCUUUGAUCCAACCAUCUAUAACGAUCAAGGCCGGCAUGUAAUCAACAUCCAACGUCAAAACCGGACAGAGCGCCUUAUCAUAGACCGAGUGAUCCGGCGCGCCGCGUGUGUAGCCGGUCGAGCAACGACUUGCUGGAAGGCCCAUCUGGACUGCUCUCCCGAUCAACCUCUGGUUGUGAAAGACUCUUGGCAAUACACGGAGCGGGUGAACGAGGGUGAGCUGUUGCAGGAGAUAACGGAGUUGGGGGUGGUCAACGUUGCUCGGUACUACCAUCACGAGACGGUGCAGGUGUCAGGCACCGAUGAUGAUAUUCGACACAAUGUCCGGAAAGGACUAGAUAUCACCACGGCGGACAAUCAUCGGUCUGGUCGGUCCUCGGACACACCGAGUCCCCGGACAAUGACCUGCCCCCCGGAAGGCCGCAGUAGCACCAGCAUCGUGGGCCGAAAGCGAUCCUCCAGUCCUGCCCGCCUCGCGCUUUCGUCUCGCAAGCGACAUCAAUCCAGAUCGGCAUCGCUUAGUUUGGUCCGGAGCGCCCAGCCCAACCGGAUUCACCGUCGAGUGGUGAUUAGGGAUUACGGCGAGCCGAUCUACAAGGCAAGUUCUCCUCCGGUCCUUUUGCGGGCCUUCGUGGGCUGCAUCCAGGGUCACCAGUCGUUACGCAGUGAGGCUGGGCUACUCCAUCGGGAUAUCUCUGUCAACAAUAUGAUGGUCAAUGAGCAGAGCGACACCCAGUGGCCGGGAUUCCUCAUUGACCUCGACCUUAGCGUGAAGGAGUCACGGGUCAAGGCUUCUGGUGCCCAAGGUAAGACGGGGACUCGAGCAUUCAUGGCGGUCGGGGCACUUCUGGGAGAGCAACACAGCUUUAUGCAUGACUUGGAGUCCUUUUUCUGGGUUCUGUUCUGGAUUUGCAUCCACUAUCACGGGCCGGGCCAUGGGAAUGUUGUGGAAGAAUUCGACGAGUGGAACUUCCUUAAAAUGGAAACUCUGGCGACAACCAAGUUGGGCACUGUGUCUGAUGAGGACCUCUUCUUUCGCACGAUGAGAAACUUCUUCACCGAGUAUUAUAAGCCGCUAAUGCCAUGGGUCAACCGCUUGAGACGAGUCGUGUUUCCUGGUGGCCGGAUGUGGAAGUCAGAAGACGAGGGCUUGUACGCAUCGAUGAUUGAAGUCCUGCAGGCCGCCGAGGAGCACUUGCUCAAAGAAACAGGGGCUGAUCCUGCUGUUUAA
This is a messenger RNA of Aspergillus aculeatinus CBS 121060, 2391 nucleotides long. Its product is annotated as protein kinase family protein. Gene Ontology annotation, molecular function: protein kinase activity. The record is from RefSeq and is a predicted model, not a curated record. NCBI's taxonomy places the organism in Eukaryota, Fungi, Ascomycota, Eurotiomycetes, Eurotiales, Aspergillaceae. Gene Ontology annotation, biological process: protein phosphorylation. The transcript has 2 exons. Bases 1 to 2391 code for a protein of 796 amino acids.